CCACUUCGGCAUCCGUUAGCUGAGACCCGUAGCAACUCUACAAAAUUAAUCGGUCAGGAACACAUGGUUGUAUAUUUAUUUUCUAGGAGUAGCGAAAGGGGUAAAAUUGUUUAUCUACAUUGACAUCCUGUUCACUGCACCCCAUUUUCAUUGUUUCGAAAAAACAUAUACGGGUAUCAAGUGCGUUCAGAGCCUGACGGUGUGCAAGUCCUGUUACUUGCCUUCAGGGGGCUCGUACGAUGAGUGACAGCGACGAUGAUGUACCCCAGCUGUCAGCCUCAACACUGGCGGCGCUACAGGAGUUCUACGCGGAGACUAACGGUCUGGCCAAACAUGUUACGCCUGAAGAAAAGUUUUCUGUUGGUGCUGUAGAGGAGGACUGGCGCAUGAGCCAGUUCUGGUACAGUGAUGAAACGGCAAGCCGGCUAGCUGAGGAGGUGCUACAGGCAGCCGGAGAAGGUGGCCGGAUAGCGUGUCUGAGCGCUCCUAGCGUGUAUCAGAAGCUGAAACAGCUGGACGCAAACGCGCCGGCCACGCUGCUGGAGUUUGACCGGCGCUUCUCCAUCUACGGGGACGAGUUCGUCUUCUACGACUACAGCAACCCGCUGUGUCUCCCGGAGAACGUGGCUCCCCAAAGCUUCGACAUCGUCAUCGCGGACCCACCGUACCUGUCCCAGGAGUGCCUCAGCAAAGUGGCCCUGACCGUCAAGUUCCUGACAAAGGGGAAGGUGCUUCUCUGCACGGGUGCAAUCAUGCAGGAAGACACAGAGAAGCUGCUGGGUCUGAAAAUGUGCACCUUUCUCCCCAAACACACCCACAACCUGGCCAAUGAGUUCCGCUGUUAUGUCAACUACCAGUCUGGUCUCGACUCGUGAUGUCUGUCCACUAACAGCGGAAGGAGAGGUGUGUAUCGACUGGACAGUGGAGAUAUGUGGACAGCCAAGGUAACGCACAACACAAGUUUUAAAAUGGAGAGUCGUGUAAUGUGUCAUCACCCCAGGAAUGUGCACCCAACACAAGUGGUGAAAUGGGGAGUUGUGCAGAGUGUCAUUAUCCCAGCACUGCAACCAUGAUAGAGUCGUGUCAGGCUGCCCACUCUGGUCACUGAUGUUGCCCUAUGAGGACAUAGGUGGGUAACAGUGGAGUAACAUUUGGGGUCGCGUUUAUAGGUUUUGAAUGUAUGGCACAUUUCCACCAAUAUUUCUAACAGUAUAUAGACUCCCAGUACAAAACAUCAGGUAGAAAUUAGUUGCUAUUGGGAUGUACAUGGUAAAAAAAAUCACUUUAUUUUACACUUGUUGAAAUUGUGAGCAACAUGUUUGUGCUCACGUUUCAUUCUGGUCCAUUUCAUAAACAAUAAUAGUAAGAGAAAUAAACAAAUACACAAAGUCUUGCGUGCUAAAAUAAUAAAAUGUUACAAAUGUACUGACUGGAGAGUGUGGAGGUAUGUCACUGACAUAAAUCACUAACAGGGUCACAGCAGUGCUAGCCAAGCACAAGUUACCGCAGUACUGUUGCCAUGGCUAGCUUCUAGCUCAAGAUAAAGCCAUAGAGCUACGUUCGUACCAAAGGUUGACCAAAACUUUGUUUCGAUCAGAUGGAUUGCUCAAAAAUGCUGGUCUGCACAGGAGAAUUGACUGGGAGAGCAGAACAUGAACCCAGACUUAAACGCAUCUCACUGUAUUCAAAAUCUAGAUUUGCACGUUUUUGCUACACUGCAUUUGGUAUCUAUUCAUUAUAUGUAGUGAUGUUUUUAGUGUUAAAUCACACUGCUCUCUGCUGCCCUGCUCCUGACCAAAUCCAUUGCUGCAUCUUGAUGAGCCGCAUAUAGAGUUGAAAUAAAGGUGCAUCGAGA
This is a messenger RNA of Anguilla anguilla (European eel), 1855 nucleotides long. It is a transcript of the gene eef1akmt1, whose product is annotated as EEF1A lysine methyltransferase 1. Gene Ontology annotation, biological process: methylation. Gene Ontology annotation, molecular function: protein-lysine N-methyltransferase activity; nucleic acid binding. NCBI's taxonomy places the organism in Eukaryota, Metazoa, Chordata, Actinopteri, Anguilliformes, Anguillidae. The transcript has 6 exons. Bases 240 to 875 code for a protein of 211 amino acids. The record is from RefSeq and is a predicted model, not a curated record.